Molecule: messenger RNA, 1392 nt
Organism: Enterobius vermicularis (human pinworm)
Lineage: Eukaryota; Metazoa; Nematoda; Chromadorea; Rhabditida; Oxyuridae
Source: the annotation of a GenBank genome assembly
AUGCUGAUCCUCAGCUUUUUUUCAAAAAGCAGUACAGCUUGGCAGCAACCUCAGAUAUUCCUUCAUCGAGGUUACAUCAACAUUUACGAACACCCAGAUACCUACGUUCCACCAAGCGCAAUUGCUGUUGGCGAGAAGUAUACAAUGGAAAUUAAAAUGGAUGAAACUGAUCAGUACGAUUAUUUAAUACAACGAUGCACCUAUAAUUCCAAAUAUCAUUUUAUUGAUCACAACAGCUGCCUUAUUGCCAGCAAUUACUUUGUAAAAAAAUGGGAGAACGAUGCUUAUGGGUAUCCAGGACUCUCUAAACGAACCCUGGUACACUUUCAUGCUCCUGAACCACUUGUGGCCAUCGAGUGUCGAGUAAAAGUGAUUGAGUGCUGCGGUUGCGCUGAGAGAGCAUGUGGCAGAGAUGUCAGCCGAUCGAUCGAAAACUGUCCUCAACAGGUGAUAAAUAUUCAAACAAACAAGUUAGACAUGGUAGCAAUGGAUACGGCAGUCGUGACUCGCACAAAAAAGUCCUCAACUCCUUGGUGGCUUUGGCUCCUCUGCGCUUUUUUGCUUCUACUCUUCUUAUGUUGUAUACUACCUGCGUUAGCUUACUGGUUAUUUACCAAAAGCAAGAAGUCUGAAGAAACCCCUAGUGUACCCGCUCCAGUAAUAACAGCUGAUGCGAAACCAAAAGAACAAAAAAGUCCUGAAAAACCAAUGGAAAAAUUAGGCCCUGUAGUACCAGUUUUACCUCCACUUCCACAACCAACACGAAAAAAAAUUCCCGAGGCAAGUGAUCACCGAAGGCCAGAGAACUGGCAUUAUGGAAAACAAAGAAUCUAUUACACGCCUUCAGAAUCUCCCACAGAAAGUGCCCAUUCAUCUAUAAGCCACUCCAGACCUGCCUUCAAAAUGACUCAACGGGACCCAGCGGAUGCAGCUGAUUGCGGAGUAGCUCACGUUGUACGGUUAGAUGCUGAGGAACUAAAAACGGGCAGCAAAGAACAGUUACAAGACGAAUACAGAUUCCAUAAUAGCAUUCUUGGAGAGUAUCCGUCUCAGCAAAGUCCCUCGCAGAAGACAUUGCCAUUAUCUUCAGAAUCAAAAGCCUCGCAAACGGCAUUAACUAGGAGAGCCCAACCUCAGUCCAAAUCUUCACAACGAGCAGAAGACAGAGAUAGGGAAGCGCGUUCAAACGUAAGUUUUCUAGGGGAACCCCACAGCAGUUUGUUACCAUCUGCAGAGAGAAAUCGAAACCAGCACUGGAAAGAAAAGAGAACUUCAAAGUUGAAAGAAAAGUACUUUACACAAAAUUAUCCUCGUGAAAAUAUCACGGAAGAAGGAUAUGAUCAAAUUCAGUAUCGAUAUGUGCAGCAUUACGCAGAGUCAGAAUCAGCUUAG